UUCCCUUUGGGAAAUAACGUCAACGUGUCGAUGUUAGAUUUAUUAAAAUAUAUGAUAGAUUAUUUAAGAAUAAAAUACUUUUACAUAUUAUACAAUAUAAAUAAGAUACAAAUGUUAUUCACAUUUUUUUACCUUUUGUAGCAUGAAACGGGUGAAAGCAGGAAUUUUAUAUUAAGUUAAAAAUUGAAGUAUUUCUUUAAUCACUAGGAACAAUGUUAGAAUUACCCAGAAUUACUAGAGCCCUUAGAGCACACACCCAGCUCGAUAAACCACGCCAACUCAAACCUACUGCAGAAGUACCUAAACUAGUGAUAAAAUUACCAAAAAAUCUUCAAAGAUUCAAAUCUUUCACUGAUAUAUACAACUAUAUAAAGCAAAAUGAGGCAUCUUGUGAUUUUAUUAUUACUCUACUUGAUCAGCUUAAAGAAGCUUGUAAGGCACUAGUUGAAGAUGCAUCAAAUGAUAUGAUAGAAGAUGCUGCAGUAUUGACGCUAAGAAUGUUUCUUGACCAGGAUAUGGUAAUGCUAAAGCACUUAUCCCAGCUACGUCAAAUGUUUGGGAAUGUUUUAUCAUCAACUGCUAAUAAAAUAUGUGAGAUAGUAACAAAAAUAUCAAAUAACAUAACAGAGGAAACAAAAGAAUACAUUAGAGCAGAGAGUAGUGAAAUAAAAAAUGUUAAGCUAUGGGGUGAGAAUAUUCAAUGUCACUAUAUUCCAUACAAGCCUAUUAAAAAACCACUGGCCAAGUUAACCAAGAAACCAGCAACAGCUUGUGCUUUUGUAACAGACUUUUCUAUGAAGUAUAAUAACGCAAUGGUGAGCAAAGAUAGCAAUGGACCUUCAAGAGCUCCCAAAUCUAUUUCAAAAUUUGGCAAAGGAUGGUUAGAAACUAAAGUAAGGGAACUUUAUGAUGGAUCAAUGGGCAUAUCAAGUGCGGAUAUACUUCAGUCAAUUAUAACAUUUCUUAAUUCUCCAAGAAGCAAUGAUGAGAUACAGAAUGAUCUAUUUGAACUGUUAGGUUUCGACAAGUUUGAAUUCAUUGAAGAAAUAUUGCAACAUCGUAAAGAAAUUACUGAUAGUCUUAAAGAACCUCCUCCCCAACCGAGUAUUGCUGAAAUUGCUUCACUUCUGCCAGAGAACAAAAUGCCACAGUAUUUGUGUCAAGUUUCUGUACUGUCUGAACAAGAGAAAUUGUUGGCCAAAUUCGUAAGGAAAGAAGAGAAAAAAGCCAAACAUGCUAAAAAAAUUGAAGAGGAUGAACAGGAACCAGAUAUAAAUAUUGCACAAUUAAGAGCAAAACGAAUAGCGGAACUCAACAAACCUGUUGUUCCAUUUUCUACUUCAAGAAGAAGCAACAUCGAUCCCAUCUUACAAAAAAUAUCGUACUUCCAAACUAAAGUGCAGUAUCCAAACGUGUAUGAUUCUUCGAUAAAUGCGAAGAAUUCAGCAGGUUUUGUCUCUGGUUUGAAGUUAAUAUUACCAGAAAAUGCUGUAAGAACAGACAAUAAGGAAUACGAAGAGAUUGUUAUACCGAAAAAUGAACCGGCACCCUUGGAAAUCGGAAACAAACGCGUGCCUAUAUCUGACCUGGAUGAGAUAGGUCAAAUGGCAUUUGAAAACAUCAAAGAGCUGAACCGUAUACAGUCCGUGGUUUUCAACACAGCCUAUAAUACUAAUGAGAAUCUGUUGAUCUGCGCUCCCACUGGCGCUGGUAAAACGAACAUCGCACUACUCACCGUGGUACAUCAGAUAAAACAGUAUAUUGAAAAUGACGUCAUCAUGAAAAAUAAAUUUAAGAUAAUCUACAUAGCACCCAUGAAAGCGCUAGCCUCGGAAAUGACAGCAAGUUUCGGUAGACGGCUCAAAGGUCUCGGUAUAGCGGUACGAGAAUUAACCGGUGACAUGAAGUUAACGAAGACCGAGGUCCAACAGACACAGAUGAUUGUGACGACGCCUGAGAAAUGGGAUGUUGUCACCCGAAAAGGAGCCACUGAUACGGAAUUAGCGUCCAUAGUAAAGCUACUAAUAAUAGACGAAGUCCACUUAUUGCACGGAGAUAGAGGACCGAUAGUGGAGGCGAUAGUCGCUAGAACGUUGCGACAAGUGGAGUCCUCGCAGAAUAUGAUCCGUAUUGUGGGACUAUCCGCUACGUUACCGAAUUAUCUUGACGUUGCCAGAUUUCUACGUGUGAAUCCGUAUAUUGGAUUAUUUUUCUUCGACUCGCGGUUCCGACCGGUGCCCCUCGAGCAAACAUUCAUCGGUGUGAAGGAGACAGGCAGCGGCGGUGGCGCGCAUUUGAGACAGAUGCAAGCCAUGAAUGAAAUAUGUUACGAUAAAGCAAUAGAUAUGGUACAGAAAGGACACCAAGUGAUGGUGUUCGUUCACGCCCGUAACGCAACUCACCAGACAGCAAUGGUGCUCAAGGAAUUGGCACAAAAGAAAGGUCACUUGAAGUAUUUUGAACCGGAAGACUCGGGAGGUUUUCUUAAAGCUAAAAAGUCAAUAGGUAGCAGUCCGAAUAAGCAGUUGAGCGAGUUGUUCUCUUUCGGCUUCGCUUGUCAUCACGCUGGAAUGCUCCGGAGUGACAGGAAUAUGGUCGAAAAAUAUUUUGCAGAUGGCUACAUCAAAGUACUCGUAUGUACGUCCACACUCGCUUGGGGAGUCAAUCUACCGGCGCAUGCUGUUAUAAUUAGGGGCACGGAGAUCUACGACCAGAGCCACGGCACGUUCGUGGACCUGAGCAUCCUGGACGUGCUGCAGAUCUUCGGUCGCGCGGGCCGCCCGCAGUUCGACACGUCGGGCUCGGGGACCAUCAUCACGACGCACGACAAGCUCACGCACUACCUCAAGUCCAUGACCAACCAGUUCCCCAUCGAGAGCAACUUCAUCAAUCUGUUGGCUGACAACUUGAAUGCUGAGGUUGCUUUAGGAACUGUUACCAACAUAGAUGAGGCAGUCGAAUGGUUGAGUUACACCUACCUCUUCGUCAGAAUGAGGAUAAAUCCACAGGUAUACGGACUGACAUACAGCGACGUACAAGAGGAACCGAUGUUAGAAACAAAACGUCGUGAGCUCAUCACAAACGCAGCCAUGCAGUUGGAUCGCACGCACAUGUUGCGGUACAACGAGCGGACGGGAGACCUCAAUGUUACUGAUCUCGGUCGAACUGCCAGCCAUUACUACAUAACGUGCGAGACGAUGGAAGUCUUCAACUCCAUGGUCCGGAAGUCGAUGACACAGGGAUACGUGCUCGAAAUGUUGACGAGAUGUUCAGAUUUUCAACAACUAAAGGUUCGUAAAGAAGAAUUAUCAGAAUUAUGGAACCUCAAAGACCAGUACUGUGAGUUGAGGAUAGAAGACCCACCAGAGGAUAUACACUGGAAGAUCAAUAUAUUGCUCCAAACUUAUUUGUCACGGGGACGAAUCAAUGGUUCUUCGUUACAAUCUGACUUGAAUUAUAUUAGUCAAAAUGCUGUCCGAAUAGUACGCGCCUUAUUUGAAAUAACUUUACGCAAAAACAACGCGUACAUGGCGGGACUCUACCUUAAAAUGGCAAAAAUGAUGGAACUUCAAAUAUGGGACUUCUACAGUGAUAUGAGACAGUUCAACUGUUUCCCUAAUGAGAUAUUAAAACAUAUCGAGUACCCAAUGCUGAAGCCAGACCAGAUACGAGAUAUGGACUGGAAGGAGUUGGGUGAUCUUAUACGCAAUCCAAAAACAGCAAGACAGUUGAAAAAAUGUGCCGACGAAUUCCCUUUGCUGGAAAUGGAAGCCAGCUUACAUCCCAUCACUAGGACCGUGCUACGAAUUCGGCUGACUAUUACGCCCAACUUCAAGUGGAACGACAAAUAUCACGGUAAAGCGCCCGAGGCGUUCUGGAUUUGGGUCGAAGAUCCUGAUUCUGAUAUCAUGUAUUACCACGAAUACUUUCUGAUUACGAAGAAACAGGUGAUAACAAGAGAACCUCAGGAGUUGGUGAUAACCAUACCAAUAUCAGAACCUCUACCCCCACAGUACUACAUCAGAGCGACUUCAGAAAGAUGGGUAGGGUCGGAAAGUGUGCUGCCUCUUACAUUCCAACACCUCAUUCUUCCGGAAACACAUCCUCCACACACAGAUUUACUCGAACUCCAGCCCCUUCCAGUGACAGCACUAAACAAUCCAUCGUAUGAAAUGCUCUACAAUUUUAGUCAUUUCAAUCCGAUCCAGACGCAAAUAUUCCACUGUCUAUACCACACGGACAAUAACGUGCUAUUGGGAGCUCCCACUGGCUCGGGGAAGACCAUUGUCGCUGAAGUGGCCAUGUUCAGGGUUUUCAAUCAGUAUCCAGGCUGUAAGGUUGUGUACAUAGCACCUCUAAAAGCUCUCGUGAAAGAACGUAUCAAGGAUUGGAAAGUGAGAUUAGAAGAAAGACUUGGCAAGAAAGUUGUAGAGUUAACAGGUGAUGUAUCGCCCGAUAUACGAGCCAUAAGAAAUUCCCACGUGAUAGUCACAACUCCUGAGAAAUGGGACGGCAUCAGUCGAUCGUGGCAGACACGGAACUAUGUGAGGGAUGUUGCGCUGAUCGUUAUAGACGAGAUACAUUUACUGGGGGAGGAUAGAGGACCAGUUUUGGAAGUCAUUGUGUCCAGAACAAAUUUCAUCGAAUCGCACACGUCGCGUCGUCUUCGCAUAAUCGGCCUGUCGACUGCUCUCGCGAACGCUAAGGAUCUCGCUAAUUGGUUGAACAUCAGCGAUAUGGGAUUGUACAAUUUCAGGCCCUCAGUUCGGCCUGUUCCUUUGGAGGUGCACAUCUCGGGCCACCCGGGGCGGCACUACUGCCCGCGCAUGCUGUCCAUGAACAAGCCGACGUUCGCCGCCAUCCGCGCGCACUCGCCCAGGGCGCCCGCGCUCGUGUUCGUGUCCAGUCGCCGCCAGACGCGAUUAACAGCUUUGGACUUGAUAGCGUAUUUGGCCGCAGAAGACAAUCCGAAACAAUGGCUCCACAUGCAAGAAGCAGAGAUGGAACAAAUCCUAUCGAAUAUUCGAGAGUCGAACCUCAAACUUACCUUAGCGUUCGGUAUCGGAAUCCAUCACGCUGGUCUUCAUGAGAAAGAUCGGACGACGGUAGAAGAAUUGUUCAUCAAUCAAAAAAUACAGGUGCUUAUCUGCACAGCGACAUUAGCUUGGGGGGUCAACUUCCCCGCACAUUUAGUUGUCAUCAAAGGCACGGAAUACUUCGACGGGAAGCAGAAGAGAUAUGUUGAUAUGCCCAUCACCGAUGUGCUGCAAAUGAUGGGAAGAGCUGGUCGACCACAGUACGAUAAUGAAGGGGUUGCAGUGGUAUUGGUUCACGAUCAGAAGAAGAAUUUCUACAAGAAGUUCCUCUACGAGCCGUUCCCUGUCGAAUCCAGCUUACUAGAAGUCUUAGCUGAUCACUUGAAUGCUGAAAUCGUCGCUGGUACGGUUCAAACUAAACAAGACAUUCUCGACUAUCUGACGUGGACGUAUUUCUUCCGUCGUUUGCUGAAGAAUCCCUCAUACUACAACCUCGAGAGCUUGGAAGCACAAGAUAUUAACUACUAUUUAUCGAAUUUGGUGCAAACAUCGCUGGACGCACUCAUCAAUGCCAAUUGUGUGGAAAUUGAGGAGGAUCAACGAACUGUCCACUCCACGUGGAUGGGUCGUAUAGCCUCGUACUACUACCUGUCUCACAAGACGAUGGCGCACUUCCACUUGAAUUUACAAAGCAAUCUCACUUUGGACAAUCUCUUGAGAAUUCUGUCCGACGCGGAGGAGUACGCGACGCUCCCCGUGCGCCACAAUGAAGAUAUUCUUAAUGGCGAGCUAUCCCAACAAUGUCGCCUGCCUGUAGACUCUCUGUCGCUGGACUCCUCCAACGUGAAAGCAUUCCUUCUGCUUCAAGCGCAUUUGACGAGACUGACGCUACCUAACACCGACUACUUGACUGACACUAAGUCGGUUUUGGAUCAAACUAUAAGAAUCAUUCAGGCUAUGAUAGACACGUCAGCGGAGAACGGUUGGCUUUCCGUAUGUUUGUCCUGUCAGAUAUUAAUGCAGUGUAUCGUGCAAGCGAGGUGGCCCUCCGACUCCCCUCUGACCACGCUUCCACACAUAGAGUCCCAACAUUUAUACAUAUUCUCACACAUGGAAAGGGACUCCAAAAAGCCGUGUACAAUGUUAAAUGGCUUAAAAGUUGCCUGUAUGAGGAAUUAUGAGCUACUUGCUAAGUAUAUGAGGAGGGAAUUUGAGGAGAAUCAAAUUGAACAGGUUCAUCGGGCAAUUUGCGAUUUACCGUCUCUGAACGUAACUAUACACGUCCGAGGAUUGUGGUUCGACGCGGACCACGAACAAGACAAGAAACUCAGGCAACCGCCUGCGAAGGACCAAUGGACACCUUUACACGCUGAUCAGGAAUAUACUCUCGUGAUAGAUAUGAACAGGCGAGGUGGGAACUCCAAUAACGUGCUAUGUCCGAGAUUCCCGCGCGGGAAGAACGAGGGUUGGUUCCUUACUCUGGGCUCCAUCGACAACGGAGAGCUGCAGGCGCUCAAGCGGGUCGCCGCCAAAGGAACCACGCACCUCACCUUUUAUACCCCUCCCAACACUGGGAGGAUUAUAUAUACUGUGUAUAUAAUGAGCGACAGUUACUUAGGAUUGGAUCAGCAGUAUGAUUUACAGUUUGAAGUGAUUGAUCCCCUACCAGCGGAAACCGUUGAGCAAGUGUAUGACACUAUGGAUAAAGUUAUCAUGGAAUGAUUAUUAUUUACUGUUUAUAAAUAAAUUAUUUUUAUAAAUAA
Nymphalis io (European peacock) is the source of this 6799-nucleotide messenger RNA. RefSeq names its product activating signal cointegrator 1 complex subunit 3 (gene obe). Gene Ontology annotation, molecular function: ATP binding; nucleic acid binding; ATP hydrolysis activity. Bases 213 to 6758 code for a protein of 2181 amino acids. Lineage: Eukaryota; Metazoa; Arthropoda; Insecta; Lepidoptera; Nymphalidae. The record is from RefSeq and is a predicted model, not a curated record. The transcript has 40 exons.